Messenger RNA from Suillus fuscotomentosus, 1440 nucleotides. RefSeq names its product cytochrome P450. NCBI's taxonomy places the organism in Eukaryota, Fungi, Basidiomycota, Agaricomycetes, Boletales, Suillaceae. Bases 1 to 1440 code for a protein of 479 amino acids. The transcript has 14 exons. The record is from RefSeq and is a predicted model, not a curated record. Gene Ontology annotation, molecular function: oxidoreductase activity, acting on paired donors, with incorporation or reduction of molecular oxygen; heme binding; monooxygenase activity.
AUGUUUCCUUCAGUUGAUGGUCGUCUUGCUAACCUCGCCAUCUUACUUGCUUCCUUUAUUGUCAUCACAUCCCUCAAGAGGUUCAUUACGAACAGACAGAAAAAACUUCCCCCUGGCCCCGUGCCGCUCCCACUGUUAGGAAACGUCUUGUCUCUCGACACCAAGGCGGCAUGGUUAACUUACACCGAAUGGGCUGCUGCUUAUGGAGACUUGUUUUUCGUACGACUUCUAGGCCAGGAAGUCGUGGUGAUCAAUUCUCAGCACGUUGCAGAAGCCUUGCUGGACAAGCGUUCUCGCAUUUACUCUGAUAGACCAUACAUAGCCACACUUGAGCCGUUUGGCUGGUCUGUCGUAUUUUUUCGUCCAAUGCAAAUCAAGCAGGCUCGUGAGAUGAUCGCCAACCUCAUUGGUGAUCCUCAGAAUUAUCAUUCUCACUUUGCAACAUUCUCGGCAUCAGUUGCGAUGUCAGUGACCUACGGCUAUCAAACUAGUCCUCAUCAUGAUCCUCUGGUUCGAAUCGUAGAAAAUGCACUGGCUAUUGGCCUCGAGGUGGUGACCCCAGAGAAAGCAAUCUUGCUCAAAACCUUCCCUUUCUUACUGAAGUUACCUGACUGGUGCUGGGGAUCCUCGAUCAAAUGCGAUGCUCGAACGUCGUCCGAUCGUAUGAGAGAAAUGACUGACGUGCCGUUCCAAUAUGCGCAAGACCAUAUGUUUUCGAUGGUGGCAGAAAAUCUUCAACGAAUCGAGAAGCAAGAUCAGACAUCCCGAUCAUUUUUUGAGGGCGCCUUAAAGAAAGCAGCUACUACUGCUAUUAUUGGCUCGUCCGGAUUCGUCAUGACUUUUGCUCUCGCCAUGGUAUUGUAUCCAGAUGUUCAGAGACGCGCACAAGCAGAGAUCGACUCAGUGGUUGGCCUGGAUCGCUUACCUACCUUCGAAGACCGAACGUCACUACCAUAUGUUGAAUCAGUUCUGCGUGAGACUUUGCGAUGGCAGCCUGUCUUGCCCCUUGGUGUUCCACAUGUCACCACGGGUGAUGAUACAUAUGACGGUUAUUUCAUUCCGAAAGGAACAACCGUCAUGUGCAACGUGUGGGGCAUUACACGGGAUGAAAAACGGUACCUUGGUGCAUCUCGUUUUACGCCGGAAAGGUUCCUAGACGUCAACGGCGCGCUGACAGAUGAUGACCCUGCUGGAUAUAUUUUUGGCUUUGGCCGGCGUGCAUGCCCAGGCCGAUAUGCUGCUGAUGCUUCUUUAUGGUCCGCUAUUGUUACUAUGUUAGCUACGGUGGAAUUUUCUUCUGCCAAAGAUGAUCAGGGCAAAGUGAUCGAAUUCACCCCCCAAUUCACGACAGGAAUCACCCGUAGUUUCAUCGCUUUAGCGCCCCUAUGGUCUUCCCUUGCAAUCUCUCAUCACGCUCUCGUGCCCAUUCGGAACUUGUGA